CUGAGCAACUUUUCCUCUGGACAGGUUUUGAUAAAUCUCCCCUAAUAUCCCCAUGUAUUGGCCAGCUCCUAGUGGAAGCAUUCGGUUCUGCAGAGAGAAGCAACAAUCUGGAGAAAUCUCUGCUCUGUUCCGGAGAUCUCAGAAUGUCUGCAUCAGGAUUCUUACUUCUGCUCAUAUCUGCCAUGAUUGGAUGGGCAGCACCACAGGUAAAUGAGUGUGGUGGAGCUGUUAAUCUAAGAAGGGGUUGUGGCCAUACCGGGAUUACUGCUGAUGAAUGCAGAAAGAAGAACUGCUGCUUUGACUCCAGAGUUUCUGGGGCGAUCUGGUGCUUCACUAAACAGUCACAAGACAAGGCCCAGUGUGGUAUGAGCCUCUAUAGCAGAAGACAAUGUGGUCACCCAGGAAUCGAUACCAGAGCCUGUUUUAACAGAGGAUGCUGCUACAAUUCUUCAAGUAUUCCUGGAAUACCAUCGUGUUUCUCCCCAGACGAUCCAACAAGUGAGUGUGGUGGAGCUCCUCAUCUAAGAAGAGAAUGUGGAUAUGCCGGGAUUAGUCCUCAUGAAUGCAGAAGCAAAGACUGCUGCUUUGACUCCAGUAAUCUUGAUGUGAAGUGGUGCUUCCAUAAACAGUCAAAAAACAAUAUCGUGUGUGCUGUGGGUCCCCUGGACAGAAAACGAUGUGGUGACCCCGGAAUUACCGAGAGACAGUGUUUUAACAGAGGAUGCUGCUUUGACGCGAGUGUUCCUGAUGUAACAUGGUGCUACUCUCCAAUUGAUCAAAAAAGUCCUUAAUGAGAACUGGAUGGCCACACGUGACAUGAACCAUCUGAUUUCCUGUGAAACACAUUCCACCAGCAAAAUACAUGCGACAGGUGGCUACAAUUACAAAUGAAGAAACACAUAAGUCCGAAAAAAUAUUCUGAUAAAGAAAAAUAAUGAAUAUUGUUUUUGCCAAUAAUCAAUUACUGAUAUGUCAUAUUCACCUGAUGUAUUGAAUUCUGCUUCAUAAAUCUCUCACUACAUGUUAUUUUUAUAUCAUUUUUUUUUUUAUUUAUCCAGAGUAGGAUUUAUUUGUUUUAUCCUAUGCCGUACCAGGGAACUAGUGAAGGUUUAGGAUGGCGACAUGCUGAUGUUUUUAAGACAGACUUAUUGCUUUAGACAAGAUAUUCAUUCUUAAAGGGGUACUCUGCUGCUCAGUGUUUUGGAACAAACUGUUCCGAACGCCGGAGCUGGUGCCGGGAGCUCGUGACAUCACAGCCCCCCACUCAUGAUGUCACGCCACGCCCUCUCAAUGCAAGUCUAUGGGAGGGGGCAUGACAGUUUGUUCCAAACGCUGAGCAGCGGAGUACCCCUUUAAGUUAAACAUAGAUUAUGUCAUUAAAUAAAAUUUAGUCUUGUGCAACAUCGAUUGUAAGAAGACUUCCCUAAUACAGACAGAAAGAAAUUGGCCUAAAAGGUCCAUGCAUUGGGUAAAGAGCCAGGUUUUCUGUCUAUCCUUAAAGGGGUACUCCGGUGAAAACCUUUUUUCUUUUAA
Messenger RNA from Hyla sarda, 1533 nucleotides. Its product is annotated as putative gastrointestinal growth factor xP4. Lineage: Eukaryota; Metazoa; Chordata; Amphibia; Anura; Hylidae. Gene Ontology annotation, biological process: maintenance of gastrointestinal epithelium. The transcript is spliced from 7 exons. The coding region runs from base 144 to 791 and encodes 215 amino acids. The record is from RefSeq and is a predicted model, not a curated record.